UCGCAGCGCGCGGUGCGUCGGUCGGACAGGCAGCGCAGCGUUUGGUUUUCAUUAUGUUGUCUCGACACUGACCCCCUGCCCUCCUGCUGCAGAAAUGUGAAGCCAGCCCAAAGCUGGCAGCCGUGCUGUGCGGAAGAGAGCCGAGCAGAGCUGAUGUGCAGUGUGCGCUGCUUUCACUAUUAAAACCCGGUCGGUCGGUGGGUCGGCAGGCUGGACUGCUGCUGCUGCCGCACGAACACGAGCCGCCCCGACGCGCGCCAUGGCCAUGGCGCACAAGUAGCUGCUCCGCCGGCAUCCAUGCUCAACUCGUUUUUUUGCAGAGAUUUUUUUUUUAUUAAGCCUAUUUAUUUAGCUCUUUCCCGGAGGUGUGAUACAUCGCAAGCCAUGGUGUGCUCUGGCACAUCCAGAUGUUUACGCAGCAGCCAGCGGUGCUGCGCGCCGCUGCUGGCCGCCGCGCUGCUCAGCCUUCUGGCCGCAGGGAUGCAGCUCACCGCGGCGUUCCCCUCCUGGAGGUUAGAGGAAGAAGCUCACACCACUGUGCUCCUCAUCGGGAUCCGCAAAGAGGCCCGGUCGCAAGUGCUGCACCUCUCCAGGAACAAGCGCUACACACUGACCCCAGAGCAGCUCAAGUGGGACAAGUUCAAGCUGACAUACAAGUUGCUCUCUUUUCCUACAAACUUGAUAAAUGCCAGCGACACGCGUCGAGGCAUCGCCAAGGCGUUCACCAUGUGGAGCGACGUCUCACCGUUCACGUUCAGGGAGGUGGCGGCCGACGAGGAGGCAGACAUAAAGAUCGGCUUCUACCCAGACAACCACACAGACUGUUGGCAGUCCUACUUGCACCAUUGUUUCGACGGCAUCACAGGAGAGUUGGCCCAUGCAUUCUUCCCACCAACCGGCGAGAUCCAUUUUGACGACCACGAAUACUGGAUUCUGGGAAACAUGCGCUUCAGCUGGAAGAAAGGGGUCUGGCUGACGGACCUCGUCCACGUGGCGACUCAUGAAAUCGGCCACGUGCUGGGACUCAUGCACUCCAUGGACCCAAAAGCUAUAAUGCACUUGAAUGCAACUCUGACAGGACGCAAGCUAAUAACGCAGGAUGAGGUGUGGGGCUUGCACCGCCUCUAUGGAUGUUUGGACCGGUUAUUUAUCUGUCCUGCCUGGGCUCGGAAAGGAUAUUGCGAGAGCAAGCGCAAGCUGAUGCAGAAGCACUGCCCCUCCAGCUGUGAUUUCUGUUACGAGUUCCCCUUCCCCACGGUGGCCCCCACGCUGACGCCUCCGAGGACCAAGCACAAACUGGUCAUCGAGGGCAAGAAGCUGACCUUUCGCUGCGGGAAGAAAAUUGCGUCAAAGAAAGGCAAAGUAUACUGGUACAAAGACGGGGAGCUGCUGGAGUACUCGCAGCCCAACUACAUCUCCCUGAAGGCCGACCACAUCACCAUCGUGGCCAACGCCAUCAACGAAGGGACUUACACAUGCGUGGUGAAGAAGAAAGACAAAGUCCUCACCAACUACUCGUGGAGGGUACGCGUGCGCUUCUGAAGCCGCCGCCGCCCCCCCCACCCAUGCAUGCUGAGCAAGGGCACAUAUUUUAGUUUUGCAAAAUAAUUUCCUUGUCAUCAUUCACAAAGAAUGAUUAAAAAAAGAAAAGAAAAAUCCACCACAGGUUGUAAAACACUUUUUUCGGGGGAAAAACAAACAACCUGAGUAAAGCUGUCAAUGGCAGACAAAUCCUGAGCAGUCCUAGUCAGCAAUUUUGGGUUUUGAGACAUUUCCCGGUUCUCCGGCUCUGAGCUCAUGGAUUCAUGAGGUUCAAGCCCACCCAUCAGCUCUGAGGUAGCUUAAUAAAUUGAGGCUCAAAUAAUUUUAUAGUGUCAUAAUCACAGAUUUUAUAUGUAAUCUAAAAGUUAGCCUUAUUUUAUUAUGGCAUAGCGACUGACCGAGGGAAUCUACAAAAAUCAGUCCUGGUGACAAAAGAAAAAGAGAAGGAAGAAAAAAAAAAAUCCACAUCUCUAAUGUGCUUCUUUUUAUGAUCCUGAAAGAGUCGCAGAAACCCUCGCUUAGAUGCACGCCGUUCAAAUAAUUUACACACUGACCGACUAAGCCACUAAAGCCAGAAUAAGCAAUGUUGCCUGCAGCCUUUUGAGCUAUUUGGACCUCAACCCACACAUGGAGAACCUCAGACGUCUAGCUUGCUUUACUAGCCUCUCAGCGAAGCCAGCAGUCUCCCUCCAGAGACGCAGCGGUCCAGUUCCACUGGCGGCUCCCUUUCCAAGCUUAUUCAACACAUCAGGUGUAAUAAUCUGCACAAGGGCCACUGGUGGAAACAGAUAAAACUUAUUAAUGAAUAUUUCCAUUAUAAAAGCUCUGGGAUGAGAAGUAUUUUUCGGUGCCCGAUCCAGCAGGAGAAGUGCGCGGCUUUGCAGGGACCAAAGUUGUAAUGUUUAUUUUUCUUUGGCUCGUAAUCAAGAGAAUUUAUUGGUUUAAUUCUGGAGUUGUUAAGCCAAUUUAAAAACAAAAGGCAGAGCAAAGUCGGGGCCUCUUUUUUCGCCUGAAAGAAGAAAAGCACUGAGACAAAAUGUGCAAUACAAGAAUUACAUCACUUUUGGAGAGUGACUUCCAAGCUGGGUUGAAUGCUCAAUUUCUUUUAGGCUCAACUUCCCUUCAUUUUUUUUUUCCUUCUCAACUGCAGUGUGCAGUGAGUUUGGACUGAGUUUAUAAAUACAUGGAAAAUGGCAGACAAAACAAAGUUUCAAACUUUAUUUCUAACAAAAAAACAGUCUGUCAUUUUGUGAGCUGGCAUUCCCACCAAGAUCUCUGACAGUGUUGGAUGGAACAUGUACUUUUAACGCUGCGUCAUCAUACAGUAAAGCUCAGGUAUCCAGCUAUUUAUAAGAUCCAGUCCUCUCUUAUGAAGUAUAUGAAGACAAAUGCAACAUAAGGACAAAAGUUUGGGGUUUAGGGUUUUCCCCUGUUGAAGAGCUAAAAUCGUCACAUUUGAAAUGAUCAAAUGGCUUAUAAAAAAAAAGAAAAAAUAGAGAAAAAAAGGCAGAAAUUCAACAAGUUCGAGUCACAGUCUUGCUGUUAGACAGUCCUGACUUUGAUGGCGGUUGAUUCUGAUCCGAUUCUGGUCUGGCCUAGAGAGCUAAACUGUCCGGCGUCAGACAAACGAGUCCGAGCCCUCUUCGCUCCGUGCUUCUCUGCGAGGCGGCCAACGGUCCUGCAGCCACGGCCUCAGAAUUUGAGGCUGAAUCCCGGGCCAACUGCCGAUGCUCCCUGGUUGCUGGUCGUCAAGUGGAAACCGGUGUCUUUCAGGUCGUCAUCGCCCUGGAGAAACAAGACAUAAAGGAAAAACGGGCCUUUGAUAUCACCUGGUUUCAUUUCCUACAUUUCUUUCUAAACAGAUCUGAUGAAUAUUAACACUGGUUGCUGUUAAGACGGACCGUUAACCAGAGUUUAAGGAGACCUUUUGAUUGUUAUUCCACAUAAGCAUGCAUGAGGAUGUUAAUUGGUAACACUGUUGUUGUUCUUUCUGGGUUUCAGCGAGUCUCCGUAGGCUUGUGCUAUGUUUCACAAGCUCUUCCACCCUGAUAAGAAUAAAACUGAAAAUAAUAUCCAAUAACUCUGGCACGGUUCUAAUUUGUGUGCAAAGUGGAAAAUAUCGACACUGCUGCUUCUGUUGAGGAAUAUCUAUAUCAGACCGGAGCUUAUGGGCAAAUAGGACCACUGCUGAAAACAUUAGGAACUAAAGGGAGUUCAUUUUGGAAAACACAAGGAGGAAAUACUCUGACACAAAGCAGAAGCCUGCAUGUCUGUAAUCUAUUUAACACAGACAGCAUUCAGAAAGCCUGGUAGCUGUGUGUAAUGGGGAAAAAGGAGCCUAAUGUCCUUACCAGGUGACUGUAGGCCAGGCCUCCCUCGGGUGGACGUGGACUGGUGCCUCUCUUCACCCUCUGCUGCUCGCUCUUGGCCGGCCAGGUGGGGAACAUGGAGGGUUCGAUGGGGAGCGGCGUCUCUCUGAAGUACUCGUGCUUGAGCCCCUCGUCCGACAGGAUCCUCUUGCUGGGGCAGUAAGUGAGGAACCUGAAAACAAGCCACACGGACAUUCUUGGUUGGCAUUUCAUCAAAAGGAGCAGAGGUGCCACCGGCAGCUCGGAGCACCGUGUGGACUGAAACAGGUGCCAGACGCCUGCAGCUGCCUUCACCUCAGAUUCCUUCAGAGAUUCAAACACGUCUGGCAUUUAGCUCACCGAGGUCCGUUUCUCUAAAUCAGGCCCUUGCAGGCAGGAUUAACUGUGCAGGAGUCGUCUUUCUGUGCCACGGCCAGAAAAAUAGGGACAAGAAAUAGCCGACCAAUGACGUAGGAGCAGAUGAGAUUGACACAGCUGUACAGGUUUGUCUCCGAGCAGCCAGUUAGCACCACUAACUGCUUCUUUGUCGACUUGAGAUUAAGCCGAUCAAAGUUUGAUGGCUCUGCCUGAUGUGCAUCUACGCAGAAGUGGACAUGUGGACUUCCAAUCAGUUUCACUUUAGUAAUGUGGAAUGUAAAUAUGGACAGAUUAUCUGCAAGUCUUGCUCUUUACCGUUAAAAUGAGAGAUACGUUUUAAAUACUAAAGUCUGGUAAUUAUGCUAAUUUGAAACCUGUUUUUUAUGAAGCUACAUCUUGGUGGAUGAUCUGGGAACAACGUGCAGCCGUGACACGAGGAACCGCACAGUUUAGCCACUGAAUACUAAUUGUAAAUGAUGGGGUAAAUUAUGGUAGAGAGCUGCGCAGCUGUGGAAAACAUCUGUCAAACUAACCAUAUCAACGUGUCAGUGGAGACAAAAUCAGUAGAAAAAGAAAAUAAUUGAACCAAAUAAAUUGUCUCGUGUUAUUUGUGAGGAAUUUCUG
Cololabis saira (Pacific saury) is the source of this 4892-nucleotide messenger RNA. RefSeq names its product matrix metallopeptidase 23ba (gene mmp23ba). Lineage: Eukaryota; Metazoa; Chordata; Actinopteri; Beloniformes; Belonidae. Gene Ontology annotation, cellular component: extracellular matrix. Gene Ontology annotation, molecular function: zinc ion binding; metalloendopeptidase activity. Gene Ontology annotation, biological process: collagen catabolic process; proteolysis; extracellular matrix organization. The record is from RefSeq and is a predicted model, not a curated record. The coding region runs from base 298 to 1542 and encodes 414 amino acids. The transcript is spliced from 8 exons.